Messenger RNA from Moneuplotes crassus, 2564 nucleotides. The record is from the annotation of a GenBank genome assembly. Lineage: Eukaryota; Ciliophora; Spirotrichea; Euplotida; Euplotidae.
UAUGGAGAAAGCUAAUAUAGAAAGAUUCAAGUGUUCUGCAAGUUUUGGAGAUGAUGUUAACCCUAUGAGUGAAGGGCUCCAUACGCAGGAAGGAUUCUAUCAGAAAAAUAACAACUCAGAUGACAGCAAUAAUAUACAUAUAUCUGAGAUAGGUAAAUUUCCUUACCAAAUGAGAGAGGCUAAAGGCUCAGAGAUCUCUCCAGAUAGCUCCUCUAAGCUAGGAUCAGAGCCUUAUAUUCAGGAAGAGAGUCAGAUUCUUGAUUUGAAAGUAAAUAACCAGAAUUUCGAAGAGAUUAAGGAAGAAUACUACCAUAAUGAGCAAGAAGAAGUAUAUUAUGAAAAAGCUCCUGACUUUGCUCCUGAAAGUAGGAAACACUCGGUCAACACAGAGGAUAUCAUCCGUCAAAAAUGCAAUGCUAACAGAACUCAUGAACGAAACACGCAGGAUGGAUUCCAACCCACUGAGAAUAUUCAAAUGGAGAGUUAUGAAUGAAAAACUCCUCUCCAAAUGUCACAUUCUGGUAUUGUCAAACUUAACGAGAAUCGCCCUGAGAGAUUUGUGGAUGACAAGGAAGAUUUCUCCCAAAAUCUAGACAAAUUUACUACAAAUACAGAGAAACUUAUGAAAUAUAUUCAUGAAAAUACUGACCGUGAGGAUCAGAAGUCUAAAUAUCAAGGUUAUAAGCCCAAGAUCAUUAUGUUCAAAAAGAAGAAGAAGUACGGAAAGGGACUAAAGAAUCCAGUCAGUGAGGCUAAAAGGUCAACUAUGAUGGCUGCUGGGAACAGCCGCUCCCAAAUAGAUACACAAGAGAAUCGCCUUCGAAAGGCGAUUUCUCCUCGCCAGUACGACAAAGUCUUAGGAAAGUAUCGUAAGAGUCAAAAGAGUGGCUCUAUAGCCAACUCUUUCAAGGAUACUAUCUCUUCAAAAACGAGCAAUGACGCAGCCAAGAUGGUAUUCGAGAAGGUCACCUUGAAGUUGGACCUUAACAAGACAGAUGAGAAGGAAUUUAUGUCUAAUUUUUACAAAGAAUAUGCUAAUAAUCCAUACAACAAGGAGAAAUCUUUCAUGGCAAGGAUGACCGAGGAUAUCUCUAAGCGUCAGCUAAAGGAGCAGAGGCUCAAGCAGGCUGAAGUCAAGUAUAGAAGGAGCAAGUACGGGUCUCUAAGUCGCGAAAGGGCCGAACAGUUAAGUGACAGAUUGUACAAAGAUGCACAUUCAAAAAUCCUUUCUCGUUCAAAAAUGGAAGGAAUGCAUAAAACUUACAGAGAUUUUCAUGAAAAAGGCCUUGACAAGUCAAGAUCUUUGAGCACAGGAAGGGCUGGAAAGAAAAAGAUCAAUCAGUUCUUACAACGUAUGAAGCACAAAGAUGAUGAAGCCAAGAAGCGGAUCUACGAUUUGCGCAAGGAAAAGACAUACACAGAGAACAGGAAGGUCGAACAGGUGCUUCACCAGAAUAUCAGCAGGGGAAAAAUGUCCAAACAUGACAUUGUCAAGCUCCAAAGGAAAUUUGAGAAAGACAUUGAGAAAAGGAAGAAAGAUUAUGAGAUCAGGCUAAAACUUAAGCAGAAGAGGUUUGAAGAUUCCAUUCAAGGGAUGUUCCAACCCCAAAUUGAUAAAUCGAAGAGAAGUCUUGAGAGCUCAAGAAAAGCAUAUUCUGAUGCACAUUCCGUUGCUAAUACAAUGGAAUACAGGAAGGACUUAGACGAAAAUAUUAAGCAGGCCUUCUCGUAUUUUAGAGAGGCAAAGAAUAUGAUGGAUCAGAGGUCUAGCUCUCAGAGAGCAAAAGUUAGACUUGAAAGAAGCUCUGACGGCAAGCAUAGCAAUAACUUACAGUUUGAGAAAUAUCUGGCCAAUACUCCAAAGGUGCAAAAUACUGAUUUGAGAUACUUCAGAGGGACUUCAAAGCAUCGAGGGAGUUCAUCUAGUAAGAGGAUUCGCGAUUAUGGCAUCAGAAACCCCAACCUCGAAUCAUCAGGAAAGAAGACUAAAUAAAAAGCUGCAGUUUACCGAUGAGAACUUUAACUACAGUAUCGGCUCGAAAGAAGAGGCUGCAGAGCAAUAUUUUAUAAAUAAUGGGUCUAAGAAUAGCCCAUUGAUGGGGUCACCCAACUUGAAGAUGUCUGACUUGAAAUAUUCACCAUCUAAAGCUAGAAAGAAGAGGAUAAAGAAGGCUCCAAAGCCUCCAAAAAGCAGAAGAGGGAGACAGAAUAGGGAUGAUAACAAUGGCCAAGUUCCCAAUUAUCUCAGUGCUACACAGAGUAGUCUCAGAGCAAAACGGGUCAAACAUGUUGUGUCUGAAACUAGAAGAAGUGGAUCCAUGACAGGCUCUUUCAGGAGUCAGAGAAGGUCUAAUAUUCGUAAUAAGAAGUCAGUUAUAUCUCAAAGUUCAUAUGAAGGAACCAAAGUUAGCAACUCUGUUAGUAGAAUUAAUAAAGCUAGGGCUACCUCAGAGAAUAAUCAAGAGAAUAGAAGAGGAUUCAAACUUAAUAUCUCAGAUAGAGAAAAAUAUGAAAAGUCGUUGAAAAAUUUUGAACAGUACAAACUUGAGAACGUAAAGAAGUAA